Molecule: messenger RNA, 870 nt
Organism: Vidua chalybeata
Lineage: Eukaryota; Metazoa; Chordata; Aves; Passeriformes; Viduidae
Gene: NUDCD2
Product: NudC domain containing 2
Exons: 4
Coding region: 79-552 (157 amino acids)
Biological process (GO): protein folding
Cellular component (GO): cytoplasm
Source: RefSeq, a predicted model, not a curated record
CACUGUCCCACUUCUCACUGUGCGGGGCUCUGUGCGGUUCGGUGCGGAUCGCGGAGCUGAGCGCUGCCGCCGUGUCCCAUGUCGGCUCCGUUCGAGGAGCGCAGCGGGGUGGUGCCCUGCGGGACGCCCUGGGGCCGCUGGUACCAGACGCUGGAGGAGGUGUUCAUCGAGGUGCGCGUCCCGCCGGGCACCCGCGCCAAGGACGUGCGCUGCAGCCUGCGGAGCCGGCACAUCUCCCUGGCCGUGGGCGGGCAGGAGCUGCUGCAGGGUAAACUUUUUGACUCUACAGUAACUGAUGAAGGAACGUGGACCUUAGAAGACAGGCAGCUGAUACGAAUUGUUCUAAUGAAGACAAACAGAGAUGCUGGAAACUGUUGGACAUCUCUGUUAGAAAAUGAAUAUGCUGCUGAUCCUUGGGUACAGGACCAGAUGCAAAGGAAACUUACACUGGAGAGAUUCCAAAGAGAAAACCCUGGGUUUGACUUCAGUGGGGCAGAAAUUUCUGGGAACUACAGCAAAGGAGGACCAGACUUUUCUAGCCUUGAAAAAUGAACUUUUUAUAUGCGACUCUUUAGACAAAUUACAUGUUACAGUUAAGGACUGGAAUCAUGUAACUGUUGAAGACUUCAGUGAUCUCUACAAUGGAUUGUUGUCAAAAGUAAUUACUUCAGUGAAGAGAAAGAUCUUUUCCAGCAGAAUGAAGACAAAGUGUUACCAGCUGAUUUAUAAGCUGUGAUAACUUUAUGAUACUAAGGCAUAAACGAUAGAGAAAGGUGUACAUAAAAAAGUAACGUCUUUGAGCAGAAUGUUUGGUUUGGGUGUUUUUUUCUUUUUAGAAACACCAUAGUAAACGAAUCAGUUAUAAAUUUA